AUGACAAAGGCUCCUACCAAGCACGGCCUGGAACGUAAAUUCAAGUCGUGGCGAAAAGGAAAGUCCAAGUUCUCCAGCAAGAAAGGCUCCCUGAAGAAGCAGCUUCGGGGACAUGAGCGACUAUUGUCAAAGCUUCCUGAAGAUGAAGACGACCGUCGUAAAGAGCUGCAGAAAAAGAUCCACGACUUGAAGUUGGAAAUUGGUGAAAAGGAGCAGCAUCUACAGGAAAAGAAACAUGCCGAAAGAUCGCAUGGACAAAAGUUCUUGGAUCGCCAACGACUGGUGCGAAAAGAAAAGCAAGAAAGAAAUGGAAAAAGUAGAAAGGACGAGCUAUACAAACUAGCCUUGGAUCAAGUUUACGUUGCACAUCAUCCAAAUGAUGUAAAAUAUAUGCCCCUUUAUCAGAAAGGAAGCCGAGUAGUUGAUCAAAGCCGUCAACUCUACCGGAGAGCUGUCACACGAAAGCGUAUACUUAAGCUGUUAUCAUCCUCUUCAGCCCCUGGUCGAUGCAACUGGAUUCCAAAAGAUCAAUAUGCUCGAUUACCCAAAGAUUGGACGAUUCAAGAUGAAGAGAAGAUAUUUGGGGGCUCUAUUUCACGGAAGGACAUCAAACAGAAGAAGGAGCAGGGAACCGACGAUUCUAGGUUUGUGGUGGCCUCAAAUCAUGACGCAUUGUUACAGGCAGCAGAACAAGCUGAGACAGAGCUGAAUAAAGAGGAAGAAGCCGAUGACAACAAAAGCGUUGAAGUGAAGUCUUCUGUUAAAUCAGUUGGUGACUCGUCUUCAAGUAGUGAUUCUUCCAGUGAUGAUGAAGAAGAUGCUGAAGCGAAACAAACCGAGACAGCACAUCCCGUUCAGAGUGAUACAUCCAGUGACGAUAGCGAUAGCGAUUCAAGUAGCAGUGAUGAUGACAGUGACGAUGAAAAUAUUCAGAAGAAACCUGACUUGAGCUUGCAACGUUUGAUACCCAAUAAAGAAGUGGAUGACGAGGAGGAAGAUGACUUUCUUCUAGACGACAACGCCGAUGAGAAAAAAGAUGGUGGCAAUGUCUUUCAAAAUACGGCUGCUCAAUUACCAGCCUUGGGCCAGAGAGGAGACAAAAGUAAAGGAUGGGAGACUCAACGACAACGACCAGGUCAAUACAAGAAGCAACGCGUGCGUAGAUGA
This is a messenger RNA of Cylindrotheca closterium, 1167 nucleotides long. The record is from the annotation of a GenBank genome assembly. Lineage: Eukaryota; Bacillariophyta; Bacillariophyceae; Bacillariales; Bacillariaceae.